CAUCUUAUCGAUAGUUGCCGCAUCUCCUCGCAAAACACGGAAAAAAGCCGCGAGGCGCAAACGUUUCUCGUCCAUAAGCAUUUAGUAAAUAAAUAAAGUCUAACACUUAUCAACUCAUAAAAACAGAACUAAGACAAACACUGCAACAUGGCUCUCGUCAAACCAAAAUCAGAGUUGACACCCGAGGAGCUGGCACGUCAGGAGGAGGAGGAGUUCAACACUGGUCCGCUAUCAGUGCUCACACAGUCCGUGAAGAAUAAUACGCAAGUGUUGAUCAACUGUCGCAACAACAAAAAACUGCUGGGCCGUGUAAAAGCCUUCGAUCGCCAUUGCAACAUGGUGUUGGAGAACGUCAAGGAGAUGUGGACGGAACUGCCGCGCACCGGCAAGGGCAAGAAGAAGGUGAAACCGGUCAACAAGGAUCGCUUCAUAUCGAAAAUGUUCCUGCGCGGCGAUUCAGUGAUUCUCGUCCUGCGCAAUCCGCUCGCCACCGCAGCGGGCAAGUAGUUGUAAUCAAAUAAAAAAUAAAUAAAUAAUACAAAAAAAAAACCCUCAAAAUUAAAAAGUGAAGAAAAAACCCACAAAGAAUAAAAACCAAAUUGUAAUUUUGCAUAAA
Molecule: messenger RNA, 616 nt
Organism: Drosophila grimshawi
Lineage: Eukaryota; Metazoa; Arthropoda; Insecta; Diptera; Drosophilidae
Gene: SmD2
Product: probable small nuclear ribonucleoprotein Sm D2
Exons: 2
Coding region: 148-507 (119 amino acids)
Biological process (GO): spliceosomal snRNP assembly; RNA splicing
Cellular component (GO): catalytic step 2 spliceosome; U1 snRNP; precatalytic spliceosome
Molecular function (GO): RNA binding
Source: RefSeq, a predicted model, not a curated record